Molecule: messenger RNA, 450 nt
Organism: Ramularia collo-cygni
Lineage: Eukaryota; Fungi; Ascomycota; Dothideomycetes; Mycosphaerellales; Mycosphaerellaceae
Exons: 1
Coding region: 1-450 (149 amino acids)
Source: RefSeq, a predicted model, not a curated record
AUGUCUUCAACUGGCAGUGUCACUCCGACUACAUCGACAACGUCAACAGCGCUCACCGAAAGGCAUCUAGUGACGCUGUCCACAGACAUGGUUCUCGCGUGCAACACGCGAUACUGGGACACGCAGUCCUAUCCAUGGACACAUCUGUCCCCCAGCUUCUUAUCUGGACCUACAUUUGCAACAAUACCAGUCAAACUUGACUUGACRGACUUUAUAAACGCCUUCAGCGAAGUCUAUGAUUCGAAUCCUGAYUACCACAUUCUGGUCGUGUCGACCGCAGUGCACAUGAGUGAUAAGCCAGGAGAAGCGCAAGUGUAUGCCAACAUUCACAAUGUCAACUUCACACCUGGUGUUGUACGAUACAGCAUCGGGCUUUGGGACUACCGUGAAGCAGAAAAUGGGAAGUGGAUGUGCGUAUCGUAUAGGAGUUUGCCAGGACCUACWGGAUGA